CCCGCCUCCGGCUCUCAUGUGGCUAUCCACUCCGCAGUGACCAUCAGGCAGGCAGCAGCAACCAGAGCUCAACCGUAGGGAGCUGCUGGCGGAGUGGGAAGGAUCCCCACUACCAUGAGCUUCAGAUCUGGUGGGUUCUGAGGCCCAUGAGAACAGAGCGCCACCUUUCAUUUGCUGGGGAUCCCCUGCUCCGAAGCGUAGUCAACUGCCGGGCAGAAACGGAGUGAAAUAGGACCGCAGCACAGGGCCACCUGUCUACCGAUCGGGCCGCGGAGAGAGGCAGCUUGACCUAAAGCGCCGCUUGGAGGAUCCGAUGGAGUCGAGCUCCGGGCCGCCACCGCCACCUCAGCAGCCGCGAGCCGACAGCCGCCAUCGCCUUGGGCCUCCACUCGUCACCACCAUGGCCGAGGACGAGUCUGCCUCCACGCCUUACACCGAAGACGAUUUCUACUGUCCGAUCUGUCAAGAAGUCUUCAAGACGCCGGUUCGGGUCGCGGCCUGUCAGCACGUUUUCUGCAGAAAAUGUUUCCUGACUGCAAUGAAGGAGAGCCGGAUCCAUUGCCCCCUGUGCCGUGGCAAUGUGACUAGAAGAGAGAGAGCGUGCCCAGAGAGGGCCCUUGACCUUGAAACCAUCAUGAGAAGUUUUCCUGGUAAUUGCCGUUGCUGUUCCCAACGUAUCGAACUCUACCGCAUGAGACAACACUACAAAACUUGCGAGAAGUACCAAGAUGAGUUUGGAGUUUCUUCAGCUGUUCCAACAUUCCAACUGUCUCCAGACUCCGUGGGCAACAGCAACAGCAACAGCAACAGCGAGGCAUCCACCUCAGGAAACGAAGCAAGGCAUCCACCUCAGGCUUACCAAGAAGAAGGCAACGCAAGCCCACCUGAUCAGCCCACCUUUGAUUGCCCUCUGUGUGAGGAAGUAAACAUGACCAGGCAGCAUUUGCUGGAUCACUGCAACAGCAACCACAGAGCUCAUGUUGUUCCAGUCAUUUGCCCAAUUUGCCUCUCUCUUCCAUGGGGCGACCCUACCCAGCUGACGAGAAAUUUCGUUAGUCAUCUCAACCAGAGGCAUCAAUUUGACUACGAAGAUUUCGUGAAUCUUCAGCUGGAUGAGGAAACUCAGUACCAAAUUGCUAUUGAAGAGUCUUUCCAUAUCAACAUCUAGAGAGACUCUCUUUAGCUCUACAAUUGUCCUAAGGGACAAUUUACAUAAAAUCAUCCUUUCAAUAACUUGAUGUGUUUUA
This is a messenger RNA of Peromyscus eremicus (cactus mouse), 1247 nucleotides long. RefSeq names its product E3 ubiquitin-protein ligase RNF138-like. The transcript has a single exon. Lineage: Eukaryota; Metazoa; Chordata; Mammalia; Rodentia; Cricetidae. The record is from RefSeq and is a predicted model, not a curated record. Bases 314 to 1168 code for a protein of 284 amino acids.